Molecule: messenger RNA, 839 nt
Organism: Temnothorax curvispinosus
Lineage: Eukaryota; Metazoa; Arthropoda; Insecta; Hymenoptera; Formicidae
Product: protein NDUFAF4 homolog
Exons: 6
Coding region: 106-741 (211 amino acids)
Biological process (GO): mitochondrial respiratory chain complex I assembly
Cellular component (GO): mitochondrion
Source: RefSeq, a predicted model, not a curated record
GUUUUUCAAUGUUCAAUGUUCAUUCAAUGUUUUACAAUUGUUGUCCAAGCACGUUGUACAAACUCAAACCCCUGCGUUCUUUGACUGCAGGAGGUCACUCGAGCCAUGGGAAACUUUUACUCGGUGUUUACACGACCCAUCCGCACGUUUAAUAUCGCAAAUCGCGCGGAGAAAAUCAUUUCUCGAGAAAAGCCGAUACCCGCGCCUCAAUAUGCAGCCGCGGAUAAGCAAAGGAAGCUCACGGACGAAGUAAAUCCACACUUCCUGGAAGAGCAUUACAAGAAAAACAUACAACUGGAUCAACGACUGAAAGAUGUUUUCGUUACAUCAAAAGACCCGCAGGAGAUAAAUGAGCCAAAAGAAGAGACGAAAGAAUCCAAGCCUUUACCUCGGAAUAGAUACAUCGGGGAGAAUAAAUUUAUGUAUGAGCCUUACGAAUCUACAGUGAUCCCCGAGGGAAAAUGCUCAUUGAAACAGGCUCUCACAUUUCUUUUGCAACAUAAACAGGAUCCAGUAACACAUAAUAGUGAAAAUAUAGCUUCCGAAUAUAAAAUAGAUAAGAAAGUAGUAGACGAUAUAUUGAAAUAUUUUAAACUUUACGUAACUGUCGCUGUCGGGACAAACAGUCCACAACCAAUAACAGAUCCAAUUCAAGAAAUAAUCGACCACAACAGGAUGGAGAUCGAAAAGAGCAAAAAGAAAAAAAAGAAGGAAGACAUGAAAAAGGAGGAGGAGACGUGAAAAAGAAUAAGCUCAACGAUUAAAUCGUAUACGAAAGCAUAAAUUGUUCGAAUAUCUCUUACUUGCUACAACGUGAUAAAUGGCAACGAUCACAACUA